UAAUAAAUCUGAGCUAUGGCGUUGGAUUUGUUCACGUCAGAGUAUAAGAAUUUCUUUUCAAUGCUUUCUCUGUUUAUAAGCUUAUAUUUAAGUUUUCUCUUUUGUUGCAAACGACUUCUUAUUGCAGCUGGCUUUAUAAAGUCACCACUAUCUGAAGUGAAGCUAAUUGAAGACAGUAUAGAAUUGCACUGUGAGGUAAUUGGAAAACCCACCCCUGAAAUUCAGUGGUGGACUGUAGAGGGCAAUGACUCUGAAAUCAUGUCACAGCUGUAUGAUGGUGCACGACAACAUCGAGUCAACAUCAACUUCACCUAUAACCUUGAUGCCAAGAGCACAAUCAGCAUCAUGAAUCUAACUAUCGAAGACACAGGCACAUAUGAAUGCAGAGCCAGUAAUGAUCCCUACCGCAAUGAUUUAAAAAAGAUCCCAAAGAUCAAGUGGAUACGGUCUCAGGCAACAGUAAUUGUCAUUGAAUAUCCUAUAAUUGUCAGAAAUCCUGAAGUCUUGGAAUCCAAAGAAAAUGUGAAGGGAGCCAUUCUUAGCUGCAACCUGACAAAUCCACCCUCUUCUAUAGAGGGCCGUGUAUGGAAAAAGGAUGAUGUGGAAAUCCCAGCAACUAAAGAUACAGGGGAGUCACCAUUGAUGGAAUACAAACUAGAGGCUGAUGAUGUAAAAAAUUCGGGAGAGUACUCUUGCCAUUAUUUCACGACUCCUGCUGUCAACGGUACCAUUCUUGUGAAAGCUGCCCCUGGUGUGAAUGCAGAGAAGACAUCUGAACAUAGAACUGAAGGAGAGAGUGGAGUGUUAACAUGUAAGAGCAGCGGGUUUCCACCAGUUGAGAACUGGUCAUGGUCCCGGAAGACCAAAGGUGGUACUGAGCAAAUUGUCAAUGGAACAGAGAAGUUUCACAUCAAGAGCAUGGGAAAUAAGACCGAGUUGCGCAUCUCUUUUCUGGAUAUUGAGAUAGACCAAGGAGACUAUUUCUGCAAUGCAACUAAUGAAAUUGGUGGAAGAGUUGAGACAAUUCACCUUCGAGUUCGUAGCCGUUAUGCUGCUGUCUGGCCCUUCUUGGGUAUUGUUGCCGAAGUGAUUGUGCUUGUUGCAAUUAUCUUCAUUUAUGAGAAAAGGAGAAAGCCUGAUGAAAUUUCAGAUGAUGAUGAACAAGGAUCUGCACCUUUGAAAAGCAAUUCAGCCACAAAUCACAAGGAUCAAAAUAUCAGGCAGCGAAACUCUAACUGAUUUGAUACCACCUCCAUGAAAGGAAGAGACCUACACAACUUUAAGCAAGAUUGCAAAGUGGACGGGUUUUCAAGUUGGUAUAAAGAAUGUCACCUUCAACACGAUUCAAAUAUUUGAUCUAUGCCUGGAUCCUAGGUCAUUUGGAUCUACAGGAAAAACUGUUUAACAAUUUAACUGCUGGUGCCUUUUAACUACAGUGUAAUGCCGCUGGCACCAGCAGUCAAUUAAAGGAACAAUGUAAAGUUCUAGGCCUAUCUCACCUGUGUAAACUGGACUAAAAUGUUCCUGGUAAAGAUUUGCUUUUUCUUAACAAUUAGAUUGGAACCUAUGUUCUGUUAAACAGUCAUCUAAUAUUUAUCGUCCUACUUUAUAUAAAUUAUAGAUUACCAUAAUUAUUUUGGCUGGAAUUUGUAAAUACCCUUGUCACACAUGGUCAACAGUAAGAAUGCUGCCUCACUAUUCUCAUGUUUUUAAUCCUGCAUGUUAAAAUUUUCAGACUGGCUUCUAAUGUAUGUAGUGUGAUGCUAGUGAAUUUCUCUAAUGUUGUCAUAUUAUUCCCUCUAAUUGAUGCAUACCCAAAGAAGUGAUAGUUUACAAAAGUAUAUUGCUAAAUUCAAUGGUUGUGGCAAAUGGGCAAGGGGGUCUGGCUUCCUUUAGUGAUUUGGAUAAUACUCCAGUCUAUCUCAUUUAUAUUUCAAUGGUUAUCAUGGAAACAGGAUAGGAUUACCCACUGUCUGAUGGUUAGGCAGUGCAAUAGUUAAAUCAAAGCAGUAAUCUUUGUUCUGAUAUAGGUGAUGGGAAUCUACCCAGAGGCAGCAACUAAUAUGCUUCCAUACCAAUUUUAUAGUUAGUCAUAUACGUCAGUUCAAUCAAACCAGUCGGUCAGUGUUUUCAGGCCCUUGAAGGUAAUUUGAGGGGAAAACAAUUGUGCAAAUUCCAUCAGAAAAAUCUAGGUUGCUGCCAUCAUGGGCUUAAGGAAUCUGAUUCCACCACUAGCUGGUCUGAAUCCAGUAAUUUUUGUUGAAGCCAUCUAUUUAGGAUGAAUGGCUUAUUAGUUCUCUUUAAAUGGGACUGGGACUGCAGACCUCCUCACACCUGUAAACCACCAACUCACUCUGGUUUUCAUUUGAGAAAUCAUUCCAAAUUCAAUAUGAGAAAUAUUGAGUAUACUUCAGUGAUUUCCUAAAGCUCAAUUAUUGACCUCAAAAAUAUUCUUCAACUUUCCCUCUUUAGUAUUACUGGUAAGAUCGUGCAUGAUCUCUAGUCUUCAACACUUUAUUUUCUUGCUUUGUAGGCUACAAUUCCUAGUUUUCUGUGUGAAUGUAUUUAUAGCACAACGUGUUACUAUUGUACUUUUAGUGCCAUUGUUUAUGGAACUUAGAUUGCCAAUAUUUUUUGCUGCCUAUUUGUCCAGAAAAGAAAAGGCCCAAAUAACAUGGUUACUUUUGUUGCUUGCGGUUUCUGCCUUUUUAAUCUUUAAAAUGAAUGAUCCUUGCUCACCAGAGUUUGAAAUGUUGGCCCUAGUGACACUGCAUGUUAAUUUUAUGCUAGUGAUUGAUAUGGGAAAGCAGUACAAUUAUUGUCAGUUUUGCUUUUGGUGAAAUCCUCAUGACAAUGUAUCUGAUUUGGAAAUAUGUAAUUUUUGUAUAGACUGAGGAUAGUUUGCAGUAUUUGGCCAUCACUGUUAAUUGUUAUGCAUUUUUCCUGCUAAAUCUUAAUUGCUAAAUGAUUCAAGAUGAAAUUAGGUAAUAUUUUCAAAUUCAUGUUGCCACACUGCCUCAACAGUAUGCAAUACCUGUGUCUGAAUUCACAUUAAAAAUUUUUGAUUUUAUCAAUUUCACCUGUAAAUUUUGCAUUUUUCCCCCAAGUUCAGUUACAGCUUUUUCUCAAUUAGUAGUACUACUUUCUGAUGAAAUAUUUGAUGAAGUAAUACUUGAGAAUACUUGUGUACACAGUGCCUUGUAAAAGUAUUCAGCCCUCAAUCCUUCACAUAAAUGAAUAUUACAACCAGAGAUUUUGAUCAAUUUAGCUGAGAAAUUUUACUUGUGAAUCACAUGCUCCUAUUUUUCCCCAGUAGAGCCCUAAAAAAUGGAAAAUUGUAAAGCUCAGGAAACUAAAAAUUCAAAAACUGAAAUGUCAGCAAUUCAAAAGUAUUCAUCCCCUUUGCUCACUACUUAGUUGAACUACCUCUUACAGCUAUUACAGCCAGCAAUCUUUUUGGACAAGUCUCUUGGCUUUGCAUGACGUGAUGGCGUAAGAUUUGCCCAUUCCUCUUUGCAAAAUUGCUCAAACUGUGCCAGGUUACUUGGAGAACAGCGGACAUAAUUUUUUUUUUAUUUUGAAGCCACUCCAUGUUUGCUCUGGCAGUAUGCUUCUGGUUGUUAUCCUGCUAAAAGAUGAAAUUCUGCCCCAGUUUAAGCUUUCUGGCAGAGGCUGGCAGGUUUUUAUCUAGGAUCUCUCUGUAAUUAGCAGCAUUCAACUUCCCAUCAAUCCUGACCAAAUUUCCAGACCCUGCUGCUGAAAUGCAUGGUUUUUUUUCCCACCAUAUUUUGCAGUAUGGAUUGUGUUACUUGGCUAAUGCACAGUAUUAGAUUUGUGCCACACGUACCACUUAGUAUUGUGGCCAAAAAGUACCACUUUAUUCUUGUCUGACCACAAGACCUUCUUUCACAUCUUAGCAGUAUCUUCUAAGUGAUACACUGCAAAGUCUUUACGAGCAAAGGUUUUUUUUAGCCAAGGUUUCUUCCUUGCAACUCUUCCAUAAAUACCCUUUUUGUACAAGGCCUUUGAGACUGUAGAGCCAUGAACUUCAUCUCCAGUUGCAGCCACGGACGACUUCAGCUCACUCAGAUUGACUGUUAGCAUCACUGUAGCCACUCUUAUAAGUGCCAUUCUUGUCUGGCGAUUGGGUUUAAAGGGGUGGCCUGACCUUAAGCAGUGUGGCUGUGGUUCCAUAUUUGCACUUUUUCAUGUUUAACUGCACAGAGCUCUGCGGUAUGUUCAGUGCCGUUGAGAUGGUCUUGUACCUUUCCCCAGAUUUGUGCUUCUCUAUUAUCAUGUCCCUGACUUGUCUUGAAUGCUCUUUUCUACCAUGCUGUUGCUCAUUACAGAGCGAGGAGGAAUUUAUUCAGGUGAUCCUCCAAUUUUCUACGUCAACAAAUUGGGGGAGUUGGUAUGGUAAUACUGUAUAUUGCUCCUGAGGAAAGUUGGUGUAGUAAUUACAAAGGAGAUGAAUAUGUUUUCAGCCUCAAUUUUGGUUUUUAAUCUUUAGUAAAUUGUUGACAGGAUUUGGAAUUUUUCUUUUGAUAUGCACAAUGUCUUGUAGAUUAGCUCAAACUUAACUUCAAUAUUUUAAAUUUAGAAAAGACAGAAUGUGAAAAUCUUUGUGGGGACUGAAUACUGUAUCAAGUUACUGUAAAUCUUUAAACUAUCCUCUUCCUGCCAUUUGAGUAAACCUCCCACCGGAGAUGAAGGUGUAAAUUUCCUUAUCCAUAUGAGCAAUGGAACAUGUAUGGUAACUGAGGUUGUUAAUAUUGAUAGCUGAAUUUGACAUUUAAUUGAUGUGUAAAACCUGUUGAAAGGUUGAGAAAGUGAAGGUUUGCUAAGAAUUCGUGGGUUUGCUUACUGAAUAAAUAUUUGAUUCUUGAUGACUGGAAGAAAUGUUUAUCAGAAGCUAGCAGCCUUGGAUGAUGGUAUGCAACUAUUGUGUAUGGCUUUGUUUUCUCAGAUUGUCAAAGGUUGAUAAAAGUACUGACAUCCAAAAAAAUGUAACCUGUAUUGGCUAACUCGCAACAUGUGCAAGUAACUUUCAUACCCAUGUGGCAAAUUAACCCCUUCUCACCUUGACUUUCAUUACAUUCCUAUGAUUGAUUAGAAUUGCUAUAACGUACCUUACUAUUGCGUAGGAUGAAAUAAAUGUGGAAAAGUUAACAUGACUUAGAUAUUUUUUCAUAUUUUUUCCUGCUUGAUUUAUUGGACUAGAGUAGUUUGGAUGGAAGUAAACAUCUGUGUGCAGUUUAAUAUUUGGCAUUUCCUUUAUUCAUAUUCUGUCAAUAACCAGUUCACCCAUUUAAUAAACUUUCAAAAUA
Molecule: messenger RNA, 5327 nt
Organism: Mobula hypostoma (lesser devil ray)
Lineage: Eukaryota; Metazoa; Chordata; Chondrichthyes; Myliobatiformes; Myliobatidae
Gene: bsg
Product: basigin
Exons: 8
Coding region: 16-1239 (407 amino acids)
Biological process (GO): dendrite self-avoidance; homophilic cell-cell adhesion; axon guidance
Cellular component (GO): plasma membrane; axon
Molecular function (GO): cell-cell adhesion mediator activity
Source: RefSeq, a predicted model, not a curated record